Molecule: messenger RNA, 2911 nt
Organism: Topomyia yanbarensis
Lineage: Eukaryota; Metazoa; Arthropoda; Insecta; Diptera; Culicidae
Product: aminopeptidase N-like
Exons: 3
Coding region: 59-2866 (935 amino acids)
Biological process (GO): peptide catabolic process; proteolysis
Cellular component (GO): cytoplasm
Molecular function (GO): metalloaminopeptidase activity; zinc ion binding; peptide binding
Source: RefSeq, a predicted model, not a curated record
CCAAUAAAGUUAGUAUCAUUUUUUUGGGUGACAAACCGAGGACAGAGGAACCACCGCCAUGUUCCUCUUGAAGUUCGCGCUCGUCUGGUUUAUGGCCGCCACCGUGGUAGCUGAACGAAGGUUUCCUACCGGAAGAGCCGAGUUUGAUGCGGAAACAAUUACCGCAUUCUUGCCGCGCCAGGAAGUCGAUGAGAGUUAUCGACUGCCCACGGAGACGAUCCCAACGCAUUACAGUAUCCACCUAUGGACAGCCAUUCACGAAGGUGAACCUGACUUUCAAGGCAGCGUAGAUAUUCAUCUAAAUGUUGUCGAACGAAACGAUACGAUCACGGUUCAUAACCGUGAUCUGGUCAUCACGACUGCGUUGCUGUAUCGUUUAGAGAACGGCGAGUUGCUGGAAAUUGAUCAACCGACGUACAGUCUUGAUAAGCAGAGAGAUUUUGUUACGUUCCAGUGUUCGUCAGUUUUGGAAGUUGGAAGCUACGUGUUGAAGAUAGUUUAUACGGGAAGACUACAAACGUCUUCCUCGAGUGGGUUCUUCCGAAAGUAUUACAGAGAUGAGAAUGACAAUCGGCGAUACAUUGCUUCGACACAGUUCGAACCGACUCAUGCCCGUAUGGCGUUCCCUUGCUACGACGAACCGACGUUGAAGGCUACCUUUUCUGUAUCGAUAACUCACCACCGUAGUUACAAUGCCGUAUCCAACAUGCCCGUUGAAGGGGAACCGGUUGAGGACCCGGAAAAUCCCGAUAUUGUAACUACAAACUUCGACAGGACGCAGAUAAUGUCCACUUAUCUGCUGGCGUUUGCUGUGACAGAUUUUGAAACUAGAGAGCUGGCCAUGCAGCAGAUCCAUGCACGGCCGAAUGCUAUCAACCUGACGGAACUGGCGCUGGAAGUUGGAGUUGAUGUUUUGCUUGCACUGAGUGUGCAUACGGGCAUUUCGUACUACAACUACAAACCGAAGCUGGCACAAAUUGCCGUUCCGGAUUGGGGGACAGGAGCGAUGGAGAACUGGGGUUUGGUGACCUAUGGCGAACCAGUGUUGCUGUUUGAUCCGAAAGUCAACACGUACCGUUCGAAAAUCGACAUCGUAACAAUCAUCGCACACGAGUACACCCAUCAAUGGUUUGGAAAUCUAGUGACCACGGAUUGGUGGCAGUACAUUUGGCUAAACGAAGGUUUUGCCAGUUUGUACGGUUACUAUGGUGCUGAAUUGGCCUACCCGGGCGAAGGAUACUUUGAUUUUUUCCUGAUUUAUAAUUUUCAACCGACGCUUCGUUCGGAUUCGAGCGAUUGGACGCGACCUAUGAAUUGGAAUGCUGCCACACCAGCCGAGAUAUCUGCACUGUUCGACGGAGUGGCCUACGGGAAGGCUGGAAGCGUACUUAACAUGUUCCGAAUUGUUCUGGGAGAUGACAUUUGGAGAGCUGGAUUGAAAAAGUAUCUGUUAAGUCGUGAACUGGCGGCCGCUACUCCAGAUGAUCUGUAUGCUGGAUUGCAAGCUGCUGUAUCCGGAAAACGAAUGCUGCCGGUUGGGAUGACCGUGAAGGAAGUUAUGGAAACGUGGACUACAGCCGCCGGAUAUCCUGUGCUGAACGUUCGCCGAAACUAUCAAAGCAAAGAGGUGGUGAUAUCUCAGGAACGGUUCUUCGCCGAUAAGAAGUUACCAAACGAUCACGUUUGGUACAUUCCUUACAAUGUUGCCAAUCAGCGUGACCUAAGCUUUGAACUGGACUCAUUCGACUGGUUAACCACGAAGGCUGCUAAACUGGUCACCGACAUUGAUCCCGAACAUUGGAUGAUCUUCAACCGGCAGCAGUUUGGAUUCUAUCGAGUUAACUACGACACUCGAAACUGGGAACUACUGACGGAAGCGUUGAUCGCAUCGCCAACCAGUUUCCAUACGUACAAUCGAGCUCAGCUAAUCGACGAUGCGUUCAAUAUUGCGCGAGCCGAUCUGCUUGAUUUCAGUGUGGUUCUUAAAAUGCUGUUCGCACUCCGUACCGAUCGGGAGUUUCUACCGUGGGCCGCAGGUAACAACGUGUUGAACUAUCUGUACAGUAAACUCCGUGGAACCGAACACUACGUACCGUUCGUGUUCUACGUUGACGAGCUUAUCGGUGGCAUUUAUUCGAGCUUGAAGUUAGAUUCGGUAGAUCCCGAUGAAUCUCUGCAGGAGAAAUAUUUGAAACAAUCGAUCUCAUGGUGGGCAUGCAGAAUCGGAGCUUCCGAUUGUUUGACGAGAACCGAAGCAGUGUUCAAAGCAGCGGUUAGUCAGGGUACUGAGGUACACCCAGACAUCUCCUCGGUAGUUUACUGUUACGGUUCUCAAUCGGGUACGGACGAAGAAUUCCUGUGGCUGUAUCAACGCAUGUUUAACUCAAACAAUCCAGCCGAACGAACACUUCUGAUCGAUGCUAUGGGUUGCUCGCAGCGGGAAGAUCACCUGGAAGCAUUCCUAACAACUUCCAUCGGUUCGGGUGUUGGCGUGGAGGUCAACUACUACGACAGCGAAAGGAACCGCGUUCUGCAAGCCGUCUACUCGGGAAGCAGAACCGGUGUGGAUGCACUGAUCGAUUUCCUGAACGAUUAUGACAUGGCAGACGAUUUGAUCUACUGGUUGGAUCAACCGGCAUUCAACAAUGCGAUCGCUGGAAUCGCUGCGCGAACUAACACACAGCCGGAGUUGGACAGGCUGAAACAGCUGUUCGAAACGGUUGGGGCUCUCGCUCCGCAAAAUGUUGUGGAUUCUGCCCUGGCUACGGUCAAGGCCAACUUUGAUUGGUUCGAUAGCCUCGAGGGGUUAAUUGUGGUAGAAUUUCUUGAAGAUUUUCUCGAGGGGCAGAAAAAAAAGAGAGACUAGAUUAGUAGGACAAUUGAAAUAAAAUGUUACGGUAGCUAGAGAUAA